CCGCAGUCGCAUCUCCGGAUCCCCUCCCCCGCCGCGCCGCCAUUCCCGCCGCCUCGAUCUCCCCCCUCCCGAUUCAACGAGGAAUGCCGCUAGGACGCGAGCUGCCACGCGGCUGAUCUCCUCUCACGCCGCUGGGCUAGUGAGCACAGAUGUUCGGCGACCGAUAGCCACGUCCUCCAAAAAGAAAGAAGAAAAAAAAGAAAACCGAACACUCUUCCCUCGUCGCUCAUUCCCGAAUCCUGUAAAAUCUGUACCCUAGCCUAGAGCUGCCGCCGUGUCGUAGCUCCGCCCGCGUCUCAGUCCAAUCCCCUCCGCCGCCCCCUUUCUCCGCCGCUCACGCGCGUCGCCGGCGCCGUUCCCGUUCCAUCUCACCAGGACGUCGCUUUCCCGCUGGCUCGAUCCCACCGCCCGCACUGCAGGCCACUGGUUUUUUUGAGGUGAUCAAGUUUCUGAUUACCUUUGGCCCUUCGGAAAUCAAUUGAUUGCCCACUACUGAGAAUUUCGAGCACAUUCGACGACAAAUCCUCAUUCCUAUGAAAUGUCACUGCUUAGUAGAUUUUUCUACAAGCGGCCUCCCGAUGGAUUACUCGAGUUCAUUGACAGGAUCUACGUUUUUGAUUCAUGCUUCUGCACUGAAGUUUUGCCGCAUGGAAUGUACCCUGUCUAUUUGAAUGGGAUCAUUACAGAGUUGCAUGAAGAACACACAGAGUCUUCUUUUCUGGCGAUUAACUUCAGAGAUGGGGAUAAGAGAAGCCAGCUUGCUGAUAUCCUACAUGAAUACGAAAUUCCAGUAAUUGACUACCCGCGUCAUUUUGAAGGCUGCCCAGUGCUCCCUCUAUCUCUUAUCCACCAUUUCCUUCGUGUCUGUGAACACUGGCUAUCUACUGGGAACAGCCAAAAUAUUAUACUGCUCCACUGUGAGAGAGGGGGCUGGCCAUCAUUGGCAUUUCUGUUAUCUUGUUUCCUUAUUUUCAAGAAGUUGCACAGCGCAGAACAUAAAACUCUAGACAUUGUUUAUCGUGAGGCGCCUAAAGGUUUCCUGCAGCUUUUUUCUGCACUCAACCCAAUGCCCUCUCAGCUCCGAUAUAUGCAAUAUGUAGCCAGAAGAAACAUUUCUCCAGAGUGGCCUCCAUUGGAGCGGGCACUCUCUUUGGAUUGUCUGAUUCUCCGAGCCAUUCCAAAUUUCGAUUCUGAUAAUGGAUGCAGGCCAUUGGUCCGCAUUUUUGGUCGAAAUCUUCUUGGCAAGAAUGCUAGCAUGACCGACAUGAUUUUUUCAAUGCCUAAGAAGAAGUCCUUGCGCCACUAUCGGCAGGAGGACUGUGACGUGAUAAAAAUUGAUAUCCAAUGUCCGGUCCAGGGAGAUGUUGUUCUGGAGUGUGUGCAUCUUGAUCUUGAUCCAGAAAAGGAAGUUAUGAUGUUCCGGAUAAUGUUCAAUACUGCUUUUAUUCGUUCAAAUGUACUGAUGCUGAAUAGUGAUGAUGUUGAUAUACUAUGGGGUUCAAAAGAUCGGUACCCGAGGAGUUUUAGAGCAGAGGUGCUGUUUUGUGAAAUUGGAGGCAUCUCUCCUCCAAGGGCUCCAACAGCAACAUUGAAUGGUGAUAUGAAAGGUGGUUUACCAAUUGAAGCCUUUUCAGCUGUUCAAGAACUCUUCAAUGGCGUUGAAUGGAUGGAAAGCAGUGACAAUGCUGCCUUUUGGUUGCUCAAAGAAUUCUCAGCAAACUCGCUCCAAGAUAAAUUUCAAAAACUAAUACUGAGCGACAUGAAAGAGCUCUCAAAGUUCCAAGCUAAAGUUGGUCUGCAGAUGCCACUGAUGUCCCCACUAGAUUCUGAUGAAGAAAAAUAUUCCGUGGCUUCUGAUUCUGUUUCUUCAACUGAUUAUGAGAAGGAUCGUGCUCUUACCACUGAAGAUUCUGAAUCUAUCGCUACUUCCUCAGUGAACGCUUCAUCUCCAUCUCCUCCACGUGGCCGAUCUUCUAGCCUUUCAACUGAACAAAGCCUGCUGCCAGCAGAAUUACAGCAGGAGUUACCAAGUACCAGGCAGCUGCCGCAAUCAUCAGCAGAAAAUGGAGAUAAACGUGUAAUAUCGGCACUGGUGCCACCACCAGCCACCGCAAAUGGAAGCGAACCUGUUUUCUUGGCACCGCCGCCACCACCACCACCACCACCACCGCCACCACCGCCACCACCAAGUGGCAGCAAACCUGUUUUCUCGCCACCGCCGCCGCCACCACCGCCACCACCAAGUGGCAGCAAACCUGCUUUCUCACCGCCGCCGCCACCACCACCACCACUACCUCAGAGUAGCAACUUAUCUUCUCCACAGCUUCCACCUGCUCCACCUCCGCCACCCCUACCAAAUUCUCGGACAGGAACACUUAUAUCUGCACCGGCACCGCAGCCACAGCAAAAUGUUCUUUUUCAUCCAGUACCACCACCUCCAUCCCAAGCUAACGGAAUAGCUAAGAAAUGCCCUCCGCCUCCUCCACCCCCACCGCCCCCUCCCUCUUCUAACAGAGCACCUACAACUGCUGCUGGCACUCUGUCCAAAGGACCACCUCCUCCACCCCCACCUCCACCUCCACCUGGUGCUCAUUGCCCACCGCCACCUCCACCUCCACCUGGUGCUCAUUGCCCACCGCCACCUCCACCUCCACCUCCACCUGGUGCUCAUUGCCCACCGCCACCUCCACCUCCACCUGGUGCUCAUUGCCCACCGCCACCUCCACCUCCACCGUUGCCAGCAGGCGCUAUUCAAAGAACUCCAGCGCCACCACCUCCUCCCCUGAUGACAGGGAAGAAAGCUCCUGCACCGCCACCCCCACCACCUCAAGCACCAAAACCUCCUGAAACUGUACCCCCUCCAAGCUCAAAGAUCUCAAACGCACCUGCACCACCCCCAUUAUUGGGAAGGGGAAGAGCAGCAACUGGAUCAGGAAAAGGUCGUGGCAUUGGAUUGGCGCAUCAAAGUAACCCCCCAAAGAAAGCUUCCUUAAAGCCUUUGCACUGGGUGAAAGUUACACGCGCAAUGCAAGGAAGUCUCUGGGCGGAUGCACAAAAUCAUGGAAAUCAGGCUAGGGCUCCUGACAUUGAUUUAUCUGAGUUGGAGACCUUGUUCUCCACUGCUGUUGCAACCAAUGCAAGUGAGAAAGGAGGAACAAAGCGUGCCUCAGCUGUUAGCAAGCCAGAAAUUGUUCACCUGGUUGAUAUGAGAAGAGCAAAUAAUUGUGAGAUCAUGCUUACGAAAAUCAAAAUGCCCCUUCCUGAUAUGAUUAGGGCGAUCUUGGCUUUAGAUACUUCUGUUCUUGAUAAUGACCAAGUGGAGAAUCUCAUUAAGUUUUGCCCUACAAAUGAAGAAAUCGAGAUGUUGAAGAACUAUAACGGCAACAAAGAAAUGCUUGGAAAAUGUGAACAGUUUUUCCUGGAGCUAAUGAAAGUUCCUCGCGUGGAGUCCAAACUAAGAGUUUUUGCUUUCAGAAUUGCAUUCACGACACAGACGGAUGAGCUAAGAACUAAUUUAACCACCAUAAAUGAUGCAACAAAAGAGGUGAAAGAGUCUCUGAAGUUACGGCAGAUAAUGCAGACCAUUCUCACAUUAGGGAAUGCAUUGAAUCAAGGAACAGCUCGAGGUUCUGCUGUUGGCUUCAGAUUAGACAGUCUUCUUAAACUAUCGGAUACUCGAGCUAGGAACAAUAAGAUGACACUAAUGCAUUAUUUAUGCAAGCUUCUCGCUGAAAAGUUGCCUGAGCUUCUUGAUUUUGACAAAGACUUGAUUCAUCUGGAAGCAGCUUCUAAGAUCCAGUUGAAGUUUAUUGCUGAAGAAAUGCAAGCAAUAAACAAAGGUCUUGAGAAGGUCGAGCAAGAAUUAGCUGCUUCAGUGAAUGAUGGUGCAAUAUCUAUUGGCUUCCGUAAGGCAUUGAAAAGCUUUCUUGACUCAGCAGAAGCUGUGGUUAGGUCCCUCAUUUCCUUGUAUGCAGAAGUGGGAAGAAAUGCUGAUUCCCUAGCUCAGUAUUUUGGUGAAGAUCCAGCCCGCUGCCCUUUUGAGCAAGUUACAUCGAUUUUGGUUAUAUUUGUGAAUAUGUUCAAGAAAUCACGUGAUGAAAAUGCUCGAAAUGCGGAAGCUGAAAAAAAGAAAUUGGAAAAGGCGGCCAUAAAAUGAUUGGAGUGAGGAUAUAUCUACGCCAAUAUUCCAUCACCGUGCGGUCGGACCAUGUUUGGUCCCACUGAACAGCUGCAGCAGAAUCGACGUGCAGGCUGCUUUUUGAUGCUCAAUACAGUAUAUAUGCAGAGGUGUAAUGUCAGAAGGCUCGCUGGGUGAGCAUCAUCCACUAAAAUGGUUGCUCUCAGAUUACAAGCUAUGGAACUUUUUGUGAUAAGUCACCAGCGGGGAUGAGAGGUCUUCAUGCCGCUGUAGUGUUGUUGUACAUAUAGCAGUUGCCGAUAUAUAGCUGUCUUGUAUGUACAUAAAGUUAGCGCAAGUGGAAACAAAAGCAAAAUGCAUCGUUGUAAAAUUCUCUUGUAUUAUCAACAGCCCCAUUUUCUCAUACAAUGUACUGUGCAUUUAGGCAA
Messenger RNA from Lolium rigidum, 4566 nucleotides. Its product is annotated as formin-like protein 3. Lineage: Eukaryota; Viridiplantae; Streptophyta; Magnoliopsida; Poales; Poaceae. The record is from RefSeq and is a predicted model, not a curated record.